AUGAGCAGGCGCUGUCCACCUGUCGCCUCCGUCUUGAGGGGACUCCUCGGCUCUGCUUUCCUCUGCCUGGCGCGCAAUAUGAGCCUGCGCGGAGCUUCGGCCCCCUGCCCUGCAGGGCCCUCGGGUGGCGGCGCUGGCAGCGGCGGUGGUACCUUCCUCGGCGCCGCCGCCGCCUCGUCCUGCUCCUCCUCCUCCUCCGCUCCCCGGCUGAGCCUGCCGUGGCUGCGGCUGCCGGGGGUGCCGGGGGCCGAGCCCUCCCAAGCCAAUGACGUGCUGCUGCUCCUGCCCGCCUCUGGCCCGCUGCUGCUGGGGCCGCCUCAGCAUCACGUCGUCUAUUUCCCGGGCGACGUGCAGAACUAUCGUGAAGUUAUGGUUUGCCAUGCAGAAAAUGUCCAGUGGGAACGCUGGUGCUUAGAAAACGUUGCUGCUCUUCUAGGUCGUCGUUUCCCAGGCAGUUAUAUUUGGGUUAUAAAAUGUUCCCGUAUGCAUUUGCACAAAUUCAGCUGCUAUGACAAUUUUGUGGCAAGCAACAUGUUUGGAGCACCUGAACACAGUCCUGAUUUUGGAGCCUUUAAACACCUGCAUGCGUUAUUAGUUAAUGCAUUUAAGCUUGCCCAAAACAUCCUGCUGCCUCAGAAGAGCACACAUGAAUUUGGCAAGGAUGAAAAGGCAAUACCUUGUAAAUCAACUGCUGUCCCUACAACCAAUGGAUGUCCAGCAGCAGAAAAAGAACAAGAUUGUGAACAUUUCACCAAUUGUUCCAAGAACUUCCUUGAGCCUUCUGUUAGUGGAGUGUCAUUCACUUUAAUAGGGUUCAGUAAAGGAUGCGUUGUCUUGAACCAAUUACUGUAUGAACUUAAAGAGGCAAAAAAGGAUAAGGAUAUAAAUGCCUUCAUAAAAAACAUAAAAGCAAUUCACUGGCUGGAUGGUGGCCAUUCUGGAGGGAGCAAUACUUGGGUGACCUGCCCUGAUGUGCUGAAAUACUUCUCACAGACUGGGAUUGCAGUCAGUGCUCACGUUACACCAUACCAGGUAUAUGAUACAAUGAGGUCAUGGAUUGGAAAAGAGCACAAGAGAUUUGUACAAAUUCUUGAGGAGUUGGGUGUAACUGUAAAUAGCCAGCUUCAUUUUGCCAAUGAAGCACCUUCCUUAGAUAAUCACUUCAGAGUUCAUGAAGUAUUCUGACACUGUGAUUGUAAGAAAAUACUGUAUUAACUGCAAGAGCACACCUUAAGAGUCUGAGGUGCUUUCUUCUAAGUCCUGAAAGGGGGAAGUACAAUAAUAUGUGCUAAUGUUAAUUUUUUAAUGAAAGCCCUACCUUGUCUUUCUUUGGCAAUUGAAGAUCCACAAGAAAACUACAAUUUAAAGAGAAGUACUUUUGUUCUGAUCAAGGCUGUAUCUCCCGAGGAAAAGCAACGACUGCAUCUGAAAAUAUUUCUCUUAGCAUCAGAGGGAGAGUUUAUUUGCUAUUUGCUUUACUUGUGUAGAUUUCUGUAGGAAAAACUUUCAAAUCAAGGCGCUAAAAAAGAUUGCAUUCUAAAAUGCCUGUAAUGACUCAAGACACUCUAGGUGUAGAAUAUUUCUGAAAGAUCUAUUCCUGUUGUUUGGAAGUCUUUACUCAAUAACCAUGGGCUAGAAACACCUGUUGCAAUUAACAACACUUGGGGUUUUAACACUGUGGCAUAGCACAAGCAAUGCAGUAAGUUGGUUAUACUGAUAAGUCUUCCGUACAAUUGAAAUACAAAUGACACUUUCCUCGGGAAUGAGGAGCAUGACUAUUAGACUCCUGCAUUGAAGGUGCCCUGCAUUUUCUGAUCAUUGGUGAACAUCUAGUGAAUGGCUUUGGAGACUUAAGAAUAUUAAGCAUCAGUUCGUCUUUAAGUGACCAAGAAUGUAUGAUCUUACUCCCGAUUCAACAUUCCCUAUUAAUAUUAAAGCUUGACUCAACUCUAAAUACAUUUUUGAAUGUUUGUAUCUUGAGACUGGUAAAACUGCUUGUGGCAAGCUAGCUUUUGCUGAAAACCAAGCCACAGAUAUACUGGAUGCUAAUAUAGCUUAUGGCAAGUCUUAGCAAAAUGUUAGUUGCACAAGUGUUUGGAAAAGGUUAUAACAUAAAUUCCAUUUGCUAAUCUAGAAAAUAGCCUCUACUGAGAAUGCAAAACUAUUACAGUGUAAACCACCUUGAAAUCUAUGUGGUUAACAAAGAGCUAUUACUAAAGCUAGUAUUCAGUAAUAACUGACUGAAGAGUAACUUUGAUAUACUGUCUGGAACUCUGUGAAAAAUACUUUGAAAUACUUCUAAUGGACUAGAAUUUAUACAAAAUCCUUCUCUUCCCAUCCCCUCACACUGUCAGAAAAUCAUUUGUGUGGAAAAUAACUGGUAACAAGUAUGUAGAUAGGAGAUUCACUACUUUUGAGCAUGAAUAAACUACAAGUACUAUAGUAUUUGGUUAGAAUACUUUUGAGAGUAAACGAAUUUAAGACUUUGAAGAGAACAUGCAAUUAAACCCUUAUCCAUCCAAGAUACUGUUGCCCUAAUCCAGUAGUUCCUUCCUGGCAUUCUGAAUUCACACAGUUCAGAGGUGCAUGUGAAGCGAUGUGCACAUGAAAGUAAACCAGGGAGCCAGUUCACGGACACCAAGGGCCAAACUACAUGCUAUAUUAAGCAUGUACUCUGGCACAUGCUUGCCUGCUAAAAUCUGUUGAGAAGAGGAUAUCUAGGAGGAGAGGAUAUCUAGGAGAAGAGGAUAUCCAUGGCAGCAGAAAAGGAUUGAAACUUCCUCUCAUCGCACCCCUGCUGUGGCCCUAAAUGUGUACCUGGGAGGCUCUAAGUAUGCCUCCCAGGUACACCCACAGCUCUGAGUUGGGUUGCUUUUUGUAUAGCCAAGACACCAAUGUGCAUUCUAGGAUGUGGAGCAUACUUUGUAGUUGCACAUUCCAUUUGGUGGUUCCUGUAGCACCUUGACUCUCAUGGGAGAGAUGGGCAGGAUUCUUGCACUUCACUUUGUGGAGCUCACUUUUUAAACAAGUCAUCCCUUUUGUUUGUGAUGGUUUCAUUAUCAACCUUGUGACCAAAAUAUCCAAACUCUAGCAGUCAAUCCCAGUAUCCAUUUGAAAGAAGUUGAACAUUGAUCAGACGACUGGAUGAGAUUUCUAUUGUCUUUCGAGUUCUUAAGAAGAACUACUUCAGAGGAUAAGGAUGGUAAGUUAGUUUUCCAUAGCACAGUGUGUUCAGCACAGCACAUAGCAGCUGCUGCUGGCCUUUGAAAGUUUUGUGACCCUGCCAUUCUGAAUGAGCACUUUAGGGUUUUUUCAUAGGUGUUGAUGUAUUUUGAAAUGGUUUCUUAUAAGAUCUGUCUUGUCCAUUGUGGAGGUAGCCUAGCUGCUGUUUGGUUUCUUAAGAUAACUGGAGGACUCUUGGACUGUGCUUCUCUUCAUUACAAUGUUCGAGGGAAACAUGCAGACAGUGUAAAAUGGAAAAUAGCUGUUAACAGUAGAUAAAUACUAUGAAUGUAAAAAUGUUGAAAGGUUUUUAAACUUCUGAUAUUUUGCCACAUUGGUAAAGUAGUAUUUUGUACAAGUCCCACAAAUGUAAUGUUACAUUUCAAAAUCAUUUAAUACAGACAUCUGCUUAUAGUCUGUGUUUCAAAUCUAAAAAAUAAAUCUUAACCAUGAAAUACA
Molecule: messenger RNA, 3681 nt
Organism: Hemicordylus capensis (graceful crag lizard)
Lineage: Eukaryota; Metazoa; Chordata; Lepidosauria; Squamata; Cordylidae
Gene: C1H2orf69
Product: chromosome 1 C2orf69 homolog
Exons: 2
Coding region: 1-1185 (394 amino acids)
Cellular component (GO): mitochondrion
Source: RefSeq, a predicted model, not a curated record